AUGUCGCGAGCAGCUGAACAAGCUAUCAAGGCGAGCUACAAAGCUUUGAAAGAAGACUUUGUUUCGAAUCUCACGGGAGGAGAGAUCUCGGAGAUCAAUUAUGUUACUGCUGUAGCUCCAGCAGCAGUUAUUCUUUGGUCAGCUCUGCAAUCACGGCAGGCUUUCUUCAAGCCAUAUACUCCUCUCGCGUUCGCAGUCGAUUUCCUGCUCAAUGUCAGCGCUAUUCUGCUUGCUACGACUCUGUACGCCAAUACGCCCAUUCUCCUGAACCUCCUUCUCGUUGCCCCGGUAGCAAUCAUAUACUCUCUCCCAAAGCUCCCUGCACCGAAGAAAGCAAAAAUACCACCAAAGCAGGCAAAAGAUGAAGCUCCGAAUCCGCUUCCGAAGAAGCCCUUCCUCACUACAUAUCGAGGGGCAAUGCUGGUCAUAACAUGUCUGGCAAUCCUCGCAGUCGACUUUCGAAUAUUCCCAAGAAGGUUCGCAAAGGUGGAGAACUGGGGUACAUCACUAAUGGAUGUUGGCGUUGGGUCGUUCGUCUUCUCAGCAGGUGUUGUUGCUGCUCGACCAGUUUUGAAGGAGCAGAUGGCGGGGAACAGUACACCGUUGGGCACAAGACUAUAUCAGUCUAUACGGCAUUCCGUCCCGCUGUUGGUUCUGGGCGUGAUCAGAUUAUACAGUGUGAAGGGUUUGGACUAUGCUGAGCACGUCACCGAAUAUGGGGUGCAUUGGAAUUUCUUCUUCACGCUAGGAUUUCUGCCACCGUUCAUGGCGCUUUUUCAAUCUGCGUUCCAGUUCAUACCAUCAUAUGCUGGACUCGCUAUUCUACUUGGAGCUGCAUACCAGAUAGCAUUGGAGUUCACGGACUUGAAAGCCUUUGUCUUAACAGGGCCCAGGACAAACCUCUUCAACAAGAAUCGCGAAGGAAUUUUCAGUUUCUUUGGAUACCUGGCCAUUUUCCUAGCCGGACAGUCAACAGGAAUGUUCAUCCUACCCCGCAGCCUCUCAGCGGGAGCUACCGGUAUCCAGCAACGGAAAAGACUAUUGCUAACACUGUCUGCUUGGUCUGGGAUCUGGAUUCUGUUGUUCAUGGCUACAACUAGCUACAAGUACGGUCUCUCCCUCAGCGUCUCGCGGCGUCUGGCAAACCUACCUUACUUUCUCUGGAUCGCAGCUUUCAACUGCUCUCAACUCACAGCUUUUUCUCUCGUGGAAACGCUUUUCUUCCCACAAGUCUAUAAAAGCGGUUCAUCCUCCGCGAAAGAGGAAGAAGAGAUGUACAGAUCAUCAACAAGUCGAGUACUAGAAGCGUUCAACAGAAACGGAUUAGCUAUCUUCUUGGUAGCGAACCUGUUAACGGGACUAGUGAACCUGACGGUCCCGACGCUGCAUGUUAGUAAUCUGGCAGCGAUGGGGAUCUUGAUGGUAUACGCGGGUGUGUUGACAGGGCUGGCGGUUGUGUUGGAUGUUUAUGGGAUAUCUAUCAAAAUGUAG
Messenger RNA from Mollisia scopiformis, 1491 nucleotides. RefSeq names its product GPI-anchored wall transfer protein 1. NCBI's taxonomy places the organism in Eukaryota, Fungi, Ascomycota, Leotiomycetes, Helotiales, Mollisiaceae. The coding region runs from base 1 to 1491 and encodes 496 amino acids. The transcript has 2 exons. Gene Ontology annotation, cellular component: endoplasmic reticulum; membrane. Gene Ontology annotation, biological process: protein localization to plasma membrane; GPI anchor biosynthetic process. The record is from RefSeq and is a predicted model, not a curated record. Gene Ontology annotation, molecular function: glucosaminyl-phosphatidylinositol O-acyltransferase activity.